GCCCGCGGUCGGAAAAGCGGGAGCUCCGCGCCCGGGGCCACGCGGCGCAGCUGCGCGGGGGCCGGAGCAGCGAGGGGCCGGGCCGGCUCCGCUUCAUGCUGAGCGGAGAUGCCCUGAACUCCGAAAUCCAGCGAGCCUGGCUGGGCUCGCUCUCCUCUGGGCGGUGUAGCGGCCCCUUUGCGGGCAUCGCUUCCCGUAAAACACCGUCACCAAAGUUCCCUCCGCAGAUCAAUCCCCGGUGCGCCUGAGUUCCCGCAGCGCCCGUCCUGGACCCGGAAAUUCCAGCAGCACCGAGAUCCAAUGGGUGGGAGAUUCUCUCUGCAAGGAGACAGAGAGACUGGCCUGAAAGUGGCUCAGCCUGUCUGACGGCCACCUGGGAAAAGGUCGUUUCCCUCUGAUGCACCAGAGAAGGGUGACGGCAGAGCCAUGUCUGUCGAGGAUGAUGGCUCUGUAAUGCACCCCCCUGAGUCUGCAGUGGACCAGCGCUGGAAGUUCCUCAUCUUCUACCUCUGCUUUUACGGCUUCAUGACCCAGAUCAGACCUGGGGAGAGCUUCAUCACCCCCUACUUGCUGGGAGCUGACAAGAACUUCACCAUGGAAGAGGUGACCAACGAGAUCAUGCCCGUCCUGUCCUACUCCUACAUGGCCGUCCUGGUGCCCAUCUUCCUGCUGACGGAUUACCUGCGCUACAAGCCGGUGCUGGUGCUGCAAAGCCUGAGCCACAUCUCCAUCUGGCUGCUGCUGCUCUUCGGCACCGGUAUCCUGGCCAUGCAGUUCAUGGAGUUCUUCUACGGCAUCACCAUGGCAGCCCGCGUGGCCUACUCCUCCUACAUCUUCUCGCUGGUCACCCCCUCGCAGUACCAGCGCAUGGCCAGCUACUCCCGCGCCGCCGUGCUGAUGGGGGUCUUCACCAGCUCGGUGCUGGGGCAGCUCUGCGUCACGGUGGGCGGGGUGCCCUUCAUGACGCUCAACUAUGUCUCGCUGGGGUUCAUGCUCUUUGGGCUCGUCCUGACGCUCUUCCUGGAGCAGCCCAAGCAAAGCCUCUUCUUCAACCGGCGUGACGGCCCCUCGCCCUCGGAGCUGGACAGGAUGCAACCCGGCGGGGGCAAGCCAGUGCCCCCCGCACCCUCCCGCUGGCGCAGCUCAGCCCUCUUCCGUAUGCUGAGGGAGCUCGGCACCAUCGCCAAGCUGCCCCAGCUGCGGCUCUGGUCCCUCUGGUGGAUCUUCAACUCUGCCGGCUACUAUCUCAUGCUCUAUUACGUGCAGCUCCUGUGGAGUGAGAUUUACCCUACCACGGACAACAGGAAGGUCUACAACGGCGGGGUGGACGCUGCCUCAACGCUGCUCGGUGCCAUCACCGCCUUCUCCGCGGGCUACGUGAAGAUCCGCUGGGCCCUGUGGUCGGAGCUGGUGAUCGGCGGCGUGACGGCCUUCCAGGCGGGGCUCCUCUUCCUGAUGAGCACCACCAGCAACAUCUGGCUCUGCUACGGGGCCUACAUCCUGUUCAGGGGCUCCUACCAGUUCCUGGUGCCUCUAGCCAUUUUCCAGAUUGCCACCUCCCUCUCCAAAGAGCUCUGUGCCCUGGUGUUUGGCGUGAACACCUUCUUUGCCACCGUCCUGAAGACCAUCAUAACCAUGAUCAUAUCAGACAAGCGGGGCCUGGGCCUUUCGGUGCAUCCGCAGUUCUACGUGUACUUCGCCUACUUCACGCUGCUGGCGGUGGUGUACCUGGGGGCAGCGGUGUGCGAGGCCGUGAGGCACCGCCGGGGCAAGGAGCCGGCCUUCGCCAAGGAGCUCUGCAGCCCCGCUGAGGAGGCGCCAGGGAAGGAGAGGAGCUCGGAGCCGGGCAGCGUGCACAUCUGAGCGCAGCUGGGAGAGGAGACGCGAGGGAGCGGCCUACGUGCAGACCCCAGCCCCAUCACCGUCCCAGGGAACGGCUGGCCCGUCCCAGCCAGCAGCCAGCCCUGCCGCGGUCCUCUCACCUUCCUCGCAGUGUCAAUGCGCAGCUGAGAAAGCCAGGAGCACAGGCCUGCAGUCCUGUCCUAGCUCGUAGGGGCCGUCCAUCCCCAGGCUGUGCUCACCCUUGGCCCCCAGGCUGCCACUCCUGCCCGCGCCGCCUCUCCCAUCACAGCCUCAGCGCCGGCAGAAGCUGCACCGUGCAGACCCCAGUGCUAAGAACGGCCUUUGAGGACAGAGCGGCGCCAACCCGGAGAUCCCAUCCCAGCGCCAGGCCUGCUGCUUUGAGUGACACGGCUCCGUUACUGAUGUGGUUCCUGGGCCGGGUUUUCCAGACACUUUUGCGUGCGCACACACUCAUUCGGGGUGACCUGUGCCAAGCUAACCAGAAAAUUGGGGGGGCGGGGGAGGGAGCUACACCCAAGAUGCUGCUAAGACAAGCCAUUGAGGGCCUCUGGUGUCAGCCCUCAUGGGUCCUGUGUUCCAGCUUUGCCCCACAAGGGCUAGAAGUGUGCUCUUCGUAGUGAAAGCUGAGGGUCCCGUGUAAUCACCUGACUCCAGGCUCUGGGGCUUGGAGCACUGCACCGAAUUGCCUCUCCCCCCAUGCACUGCUUCGGCAACUGUCUGAAUGGCACCUGUGCAGCCACUGCAGCUUCUCUUGCCCCAGCCAGCUGCUUCCUGGCUCCCCCGGGCCCCUCUGGCGUUGAAUCUGCUGCCGCACCGGGGGGAGGGGGGCUGUAAGCGCAGGGGAGCAGCUGGCAGCUCAGCACAGGGCUAGGGGGCCCAUUGCUGCCCUUAGACGCUGUGCUCCUCUGGGGCCUGCAGCCUGCACGGUGGUGUCUGGGGGAGGUGCCUGGCCAGUAGCAGACACCCCGCUGUGACAAUCUGCUGAGCGCCCAGCCUUGUGUGCGAUGUCGCUACCCUUCCCCUGCCCCCAGCCCCAGCCUGGGGGCGUUUUAAUACUGCUAAGCUGCGUGCCAGCUCCCAGCCAUGCCAGCAAACACUGCAGGGCUCUGCCAAGCCAAACCGUGCCUUAAACUGAACCCCCCAACGCCCGCAGUCCCCAGCAACAUCUCCCGCCGGCGGCCAGCCCCUGGCUGCACACGCUCACGCAGUAGUAAUAUUUUUGCGGCUUUAAAGAGCCCAUACACUGAGCCUGCUAGCUUCCUGGGGGCGGACGCACCCGCCCUCCCGUUAGCGCACACCCCCUUGGCUGGUCACAGGGCUAAGUGCUACCACGGGUCAGGAAUAAAGCUGGACGGUUACACGCAAGCAAAAGUAAAAUGACCCCGUGUGGCCUAACACCCGA
This is a messenger RNA of Chelonia mydas (Green sea turtle), 3265 nucleotides long. It is a transcript of the gene SLC19A1, whose product is annotated as solute carrier family 19 member 1. The transcript has 6 exons. Lineage: Eukaryota; Metazoa; Chordata; Testudines; Cheloniidae. Gene Ontology annotation, biological process: folate transmembrane transport. Gene Ontology annotation, molecular function: folate:monoatomic anion antiporter activity; folic acid binding. Bases 427 to 1863 code for a protein of 478 amino acids. The record is from RefSeq and is a predicted model, not a curated record. Gene Ontology annotation, cellular component: basolateral plasma membrane; plasma membrane; apical plasma membrane.